AAAUACGCAAAUAAACACUACCAAUUUUGCUUGCUGACUAUACAAUAUUAUUUCAGUUGAAAAGGGAACUACGGAUAUUAUAAUUGCGAUAUUUGCCAUAAAUACAAUUAAGCGGAAAAUAUAUUCUAAAAGCCUAAAGCAUGUUUCAAUUUAGUGGUUUCAAUAUGAUGUUCCCGGAGACAGGCCGAACCUUCAAGGCGUCUUACAAAUGUUUUUCAGUAUCCAUGUUACCAGGUAACGAGCGGGAGGAUGUAGAGAAUGGUGGUAAAAUAAUUAUGCCUCCUUCGGCUUUGGAUACAUUAACUCGCUUAAACGUUGAGUACCCAAUGUUAUUCAAAUUGAUAAACAAUAAAAAAGGUCGGCAUUCACAUGCUGGGGUUUUGGAAUUCGUGGCCGAUGAAGGAAAAUGUUACUUGCCUUAUUGGAUGAUGGAUAACUUAUUGUUAGAAGAGGGUGAUAUACUUACAAUUGAAAGUGUCUCGCUGCCAGUAGCGAAAUUCUCCAAAUUUCAGCCACACAGUACUGACUUUUUAGACAUCACUAAUCCGAAAGCUGUUCUGGAAAAUGCUUUACGUAACUUUGCUUGCUUAACAACUGGCGAUGUCAUAGCUAUCAAAUAUAACAAAAAAGUUUAUGAAUUGUGUGUUUUGGAAACAAAACCAGGUAAUGCAGUUAGCAUAAUAGAAUGCGACAUGAAUGUGGAAUUUGAGGCUCCUGUGGGCUACAAAGAUACAUCUGAGCAAGUGAAAGAAAAUAUACGAGACGAAGCGCCACAAGAUCAUAUUAUGGAAGAAGUGGUGGAAACUUUUAAAGGCUCGGGAGUACGUCUAGAUGGCAAAAAGAAAAAGGAAAAUCAGUUAGAUGCACCAGUAGUUAAAAAGGUUUUGGCUCGCGGUGUUCCAGAUUACGAUUAUAAAUUCGGUCUUUUAAGGUUCGAUCACUCAAUUAAGGCGAUUAGUGAUCGAGUAGCCGAGAACGAUACCAAUAUAAUUGAGAAUGAAGAAAGUUUCCAUGGUCAAGGCUUCUCCAUGAAAAAAUCACGCAAAUAAAUUGUUUUUAUAGUAAUUUUUAUUUAUAUUUAACUUUAUUGAAAUUAGAUAAUAAACGAAAUGGGAUGUUAAUA
Messenger RNA from Glossina fuscipes, 1123 nucleotides. RefSeq names its product ubiquitin fusion degradation protein 1 homolog (gene Ufd1-like). The transcript has 4 exons. The record is from RefSeq and is a predicted model, not a curated record. Gene Ontology annotation, molecular function: polyubiquitin modification-dependent protein binding. Lineage: Eukaryota; Metazoa; Arthropoda; Insecta; Diptera; Glossinidae. Gene Ontology annotation, cellular component: VCP-NPL4-UFD1 AAA ATPase complex. Bases 141 to 1049 code for a protein of 302 amino acids.